Messenger RNA from Helobdella robusta, 2811 nucleotides. RefSeq lists its product as hypothetical. Lineage: Eukaryota; Metazoa; Annelida; Clitellata; Rhynchobdellida; Glossiphoniidae. The transcript is spliced from 5 exons. Bases 1 to 2811 code for a protein of 936 amino acids. The record is from RefSeq and is a predicted model, not a curated record.
AUGUUGCAUGCGGAUGGCAACAAGCUUUCUCAAAACUACAGUGUACUUCACAGCUUGCUGAUGAAGCAACCGGUCAUAACACCACAGCUGCGGGUACAACCUAAGCAAGAUGAGCAGCUUCUGUUGCAGCAAAAAACAUCGUCACAGCAUCUCCAGCAUCAACAACAGCUGAUACAACAACAGCAAAUGCAGCAGCAACAACAACAUCAAAAGCAGCAAAUACAAUCUAGACUGUUACAGCCAACACAACAACAACGCCAACAUUCGCCACAACAACAACAGCAACAAGAAACAACUACCAAGCAACGAAUAAAUGAUGAUGGUACAGCGGGACAAGUGAUCCAACAGCUGCAUCCAGACCAAGAGGUCAAAUACUUUCAAGAACAAUACGAACAACUCUUCAAAGCAGGCAAAAAUAUUGAGACGACAACAUUCUCACUAGACUCCGACUGCAACAACAACAAUGUUGCAUACCAGUUGCAAGAAAUGUCCUUCAACAGCAGCCAAAACAGCACAGACAACGACAUCAUCAGCAAUAACGAAAUCAACUACGAAAGCAGCAACAACCCAACAAAAUUAGUUGUGGACUUCACGAUUCCAGAAGACCUGCAGAAUAUAUCAUCGCACUCGCUGCAAAUGUUCGCUACGUCCCUAGUUCCUCCUUCUCUCCCGUCAACCUCCUUCUCUUCCACAUUUCCGUCAUGUGACUCGAAUGUCUGUCCACCCCCGCUACUGGAUCAGUUAGGGAAUGAGAUCCCCGAUGCCGAUCGUGCGGUCGAUGAUAUGUACCUAAUUGCUGCCAAUGAAUUUGUCAAAGAUGCGUUCAUCUCAGAUGCAGGAAGCGAGGUGAAUGCUAAAAAUGAACUUGUUGAUAAUAGUGGUGGCUGUGGCAGUGUCAAUGUUCUCACUGCUGCUGCUGCUGCUGCUGCUGCUGCAAAGAAACGACAUGAUGAAUUGAUGUUUCUGAAGAGUUGUUACCAUGACGAAGAUGAUGAAGAUGAUGAUAAGAAUAAAUAUUACGUGAAGAGUAAAUUUGAGGAAGAUGUUGAAUCGAGGAAGAGAAAGUUAGACAAGCUCUGUGACGAGUUUGAGAACAGGACUGAACCGGCCAGCCUAUCCAUGACUCACUUGCUUUACGAGCUGGCUGUCUCACACCUCACUGAUGGCUGUGAAGUGCCGAAGGAAGAUAAUGAAAACAUCAGACCCUCCACUGAUCUCCCAUACGACGACAGACACAACCAUCAGGAGCCACAUCAAACAUCAUCUUCAUCAUCAGCGACAACAUCAGCAGCAUCUUCAUCUUCAGCCACAGCACAGGAUGAUCGCCAGUUCAGAAACCCGAGUUGUUUCAAAAUCAAGCGUAGCAAAAGACCAGGUCCUCUCAUCAUGCCUCCCCCUCAACAACUCCAACAGCCAGCCGACAGCCAGAGCAGUAGCCACAGCAAAUCAGCUUACAGCUACAACAGUAGUAGUGGCUCUGCAAGUUCCAACUUUGCAUUCCAAAGUCGUUUGAGAUCUCCCCGAAUUCUUCACGGGUACGGUAGCAUGGAUUCAAAGGUUCCGCCUCCUUUUAACAUCCCAUUCGUUCCCUAUACUCCUCCUCCGAUGUUGAGUCCCACCAGGAAUGCUUCCGGAUUGUUCUGCUUGUUGAAUGCUGCCCUAUCCCAACUCACUCCCAGACCAAGGAGAUUUCGUGCCCUCAUGAACUUUGCCUCGAGUGCGGCUGUACCCUUCGGCGGUUCCAACAUUGAACUGGCACACCACAUACUCAAUCUUUACAAUGGCGAUGUCAAGAAAACUUGUCUCUCAUUGAUGGAGAGGAGACCACUACUACCAAGCAACAAAUUUCUAGACACGUAUAAAUACUCUGAAACAUCAACAUGGACAACAUCUGAGAUAGAGAUAUUCAACAGAGCCGUCUACAAAUAUUACAAAGACUUCUUCAGUGUAGCCAACGAGAUGGGCUUAGUAUUUCCAAAGAGAUCUCACAACACGAGGUCCCACAAAGAACCAAAAGUUGAAGAAAAUGCUGUGGCUGCUAAUACUGCAACUGCUGCUGCUUCUACUACUGCUGUCGCUGCUUCUACAACUGCUACUGCUACUACAGCUAAUCGUGUUGAAUGUUACAGUAAAAGUGCUAUAGAAAUUGGAGUGAACGAUUUUUCUCUGAAACCGGAAAAGACUGAAGAACGGUUGAAGCAUCGUCAAGAGCAGCAGCAGCAGCAACAGCAGCAACUUCAACAGCAGCAGCAUCCACAACAGCAUUAUAAACAAGAACAACAUCAUCAAUUUCCACAUCAUUCUCCACAGCAACAACACAACCGCCCACUUCGUUAUUAUGAUAACAAACGGCAAACUGAUACUCCCAACUACACUGAUGAAUCUCAGUUCUUGCAGCAGCAGCAGCAACAGCAGCAACGACAACAACCACAAAUUCGUCCUCAGUUGCCGCGUCACCACCACCAACAACAACAGCAGCAACAGCCACAACCUCCUCAACAGCAGCCACAACUUCGCCAACAACGACAACAGCUUCCAACAUUGUAUGAAGAUUAUUACGUUGAAUCACCCGCGGCCAAACAACAUCUACCGAAACCCCACAAGAGGCCGGGUCGUACGGCUAAACCGGGGCCCAAAAAAAAGCCAAAGUACCCACCAAUUCUCAGCCCAUCCAUCAUGAAUCUCGACAGCUCUACCGUUUAUCCAUGCAAAAUUUGCAAGAAGUAUGUAGCUGGAGUGGAUUUGGUUGUAGUGGUAAAUUUAGUUUUAUGGGGGAAGAUGUGGUUUUCAGGGGUGGUUUUGGGGUGUUGA